Vollenhovia emeryi is the source of this 2508-nucleotide messenger RNA. It is a transcript of the gene Syx18, whose product is annotated as syntaxin-18. The record is from RefSeq and is a predicted model, not a curated record. Gene Ontology annotation, biological process: retrograde vesicle-mediated transport, Golgi to endoplasmic reticulum. The coding region runs from base 1213 to 2184 and encodes 323 amino acids. The transcript has 2 exons. NCBI's taxonomy places the organism in Eukaryota, Metazoa, Arthropoda, Insecta, Hymenoptera, Formicidae. Gene Ontology annotation, cellular component: endoplasmic reticulum; SNARE complex.
UACGGUCAACCAAAUUUGAUGUUAAUUAUUGCUAGCGAUCCUGAAGAUUAUUCUCGUUAGUUUAUUGAAUUCGUUACGUUUCGACCUUGCUUCAGGUCCUUUUCAACGAUACAAAUAAGAGAGCAGAAAAACAGACUAGCGAGUCAUCGUUGUCAAUGAAAUAGAGUCGAAAGGUAAAAGUUAGCGCACAUCCGAACAUUAUUGAGGUCCGAUUUGAACUGAAAAAAAUGAUAGAAAGGUAUUAUUAAUGUUACUCGAUUGUAUCACUUAUGAUUAUAGCUGUGCGUGUCGUAACGUUAUCGAGCUCUAACAUCAAGAUCAUCAUAAAAAAAAGCGUUGUCCCCUGGAUAAUAAUUGUGUGAUCAAGUUUUUACAGAGGGAAUAUUUUUUAAAUGGCAAAUUAUAGUACUAAGAAUAUAAUUUUCCUAAGAAAUAGAGGGAAAACGUAUUUCUUAAAAUUUCAGAAUUCAUAUACAUAUGAAAAAUUCUAGAAAAGAUAUAAAGUGUUACAAUUUGCGUAAGAAAAAUCUGAAAAAUUGUGAAAAAUUUUAACCAGGGUGGUCCAGGGCAGUGCUGGUCGAAAAAUGUCAUAAUUUUUUAAAUAAUUUCUACGUAAAUCUCAGAAUUUUCCAGAUUUUGUGAUACAAAUAUUGGUACACUGUUGAGAAGUGCCGAGAAGUUUAUAUCUCUUCUAGAAUUUCUCAUAUGUAUAAAUUGUAAAAUAUUCUGACAUUUCUAAGAUUUCUCAUUGUACAAUUUGAAAAAAUUGCAGAUAUUUUUUCAGAAAUUAUAAUGAGAAAUGUUGGAAAUAGAAUAUUUCGGAAUAUACAGACGUAUGAAGUAUUCUAAGAGCAGAAAUGGACUUUCUCCGUAUUUCUGGAAGAUUCCGAGGAAAAUUGUCACCAGGGGGUACAUAACCUCCUUUUGAUUCGCUCUUAGCGGCUCGAUGCGUGACAGGUGUUUACAAAACUGACGAUUAUAUCCGUUUGUUAUUUCAUUGAUUUACUCGGCGAGGAAACGCACGUCGCCGUAGAAUUGAAUUGAUAUCACGGCUGUGGCGAUACUCGAUAUAAUCAGCGCAUACGCGAACAUAAUAAAUGAGGCGCAGGCAGGGAAGGUAGAAGCAUCGCUGCUGUUGGCGCCGGCGAGACUUGGGCAGGAGCCCCCGACGAGCCGCCUCCGGUGGAUCCGGGGCACCAGGGAGUCGCGGGAAUGGACGUGAGCGCGUUGUUCAAGGCGAGCGUGAAGGUGGUGAAGCUGCGCAACAAGGAGCUGGCCGCGGCGCACGUGACGGUGACGGAGUGCCAGCCGCGUAGGGCCAGGAGCAAGAGCACCUUUUGCGUCAAGGCGCACACGGUGGUCGUGCAGAUCACCAAGCUGCGCGAGCUCCUGCUGGAGAACCGCAGGGCCUACCUAAACUUCUCCAACUACCUGUCCGCCGCGCCGCACAUGACGGACGCGCAGCGCGACGAGAUCGACCUGGGUGCGCAGCAGAUAAUGAGCAGCUGCUCGCAGCUGGUGAAGGAUCUCAAGCGGGAGGUCGCGGCGUCCACGGAGAUCACCCAACAGAACCUCGAGCAUCGCGAGAUCAUGCUGUUGCUGAUAGAGGACUACCUGAAGAACGUCUGUAAGAUAUACUCGGAGCAGAAGGCGAUGCGCGUGAAGCGGGCUAUGGAGAUGCGAAGGAUCGCCAGGCUGCAGGUGGAUCCCGGACCGGCCGUCGGCCAGACGUCGGCGUCGAACACGGCGGAGAAGGUCGCGGACGACGAAGCCAGGAACGGCUCCAACGAGUCGAGUCCGAUGAAGAUUCAGGAGAUCAACGGCGACGUCAGCCCGUUGACGUACGAGGAAGAGUUGUCGGCCGAGGACAUCCAGAUGUUCGAGUCGGAGAACGAGCAGUUCUACAACGAGCUCAACGCCACGACGGAGGAGGUGAAGCAGAUCGAGAGCAAGGUGGUGCACAUCGCCGAGAUUCAGCAGAUCUUCACGGAGAAGGUUUUGGACCAAGACAAGAAUCUGGACAGUGUGACGACAACGGUGGUCGGAACGACGGAGAAUGUGAAAGAGGGGAACGAGCAGGUUCGACAAGCGAUUCAGCGGAACGCCGGUCACAGGGUGUGGAUGCUCUUCUUCCUCCUGGUGAUGUCCUUCUCUCUGUUGUUCCUCGAUUGGUACGACUCGUAAGAGAUCUCCAGUUGUAUUGCAACAGCGAAAGGAGAUGACGGAUAUAUUUACAAGGGAUUUUUUUAUACAAUCUGUGGAAACGUACUUCUAAUUAUUAAAUUAUUGAAUUUUAUAGAUUGUACCAAUUUGCAAUAAUUGUUACUUUCGUAAGAACGAAAGAAGAAAUGUCAAAGGGUCGAAAACAAAGGAACAGAGGGAAAUCUGUCAAAAUAUGUCGUUAUAUUUUAUCCCCGGACAUUAUUGUACAUAAUAGCUAUAACUUACUAUACAGGGUGUUGAAAAAAAAGGGUUACAUAUUUUGAUAAGAGGUAGUAUUGGUCAAAA